AUGGAUAUGUCCGGUUUCAAGUUCGUUGUGUUUUUCCUGAUUUUCCUUCUUACAAUUUUUGAGGUGGCAAGUACGAGUAAAAAAUGUGGCCGCUUCAUCGAAUCUCAGCUAUACAACAACAAUUCAAUCACGCAGCUGAAUGAACAACCCUGGGUGUGUGGAGUACUAUAUCGGAGUAAGAGCGCAUUGGAUGUGUCAUACCGAUGCACUGGGGUGCUUGUUAGUUCGCGACAUGUCCUGACACCCGCCAAGUGUUUCCACCAUGAUGACCAUACUCCCUUUGCCGUGUCCUUUGCCACGCUCAAUGUUGGGCCAUCUCCAACAACAUUUGAAAUUGAGAAUCACUUCAUCUCACCCCAAUACGCGAAGCAUAGCUACGAAUAUGACAUAGCAGUGAUCCGGUUGGCCAAAGAAGUACCCCUUGUAUCGAGUUUAAAGCCCAUCUGUCUGCCGCCAUCUGAUGAGGCUCACCUCCCGAUGGCCGGAGACUACGUUGAGCUGGUAGGCCACACGAAGCGGAACAGCCUCGAGGAGAGCCAGCCCCUCAAGACUCAUGUCCAGAUAGUCGACCAAAUCACAUGCCAGAAUGCAUACGUACGCUUGAAAUUAGAGCAUCUAGUCUGCGGGUAUGUGAGGGAAAACUCUCGGUACCCCAGGCUGCUCGUCGAGCUAGGCAGUAUCCUAGUGGGUGUUAAUGUGAUCGAUAGGGAUCCGGAUGAGCUCUAUGUUCUUGGUAUGCGAUUGGCCGGAUUUGAUUGGGAUAUUGAUGGUCCGGAUAUCUUCAUUAUGAUUGCUCCUUUUAAGAAGUGGAUAGAAGAGAAGAUUAUGGAUUAA
Messenger RNA from Drosophila bipectinata, 834 nucleotides. RefSeq names its product venom serine protease Bi-VSP-like. Gene Ontology annotation, molecular function: serine-type endopeptidase activity. Gene Ontology annotation, biological process: proteolysis. The record is from RefSeq and is a predicted model, not a curated record. Lineage: Eukaryota; Metazoa; Arthropoda; Insecta; Diptera; Drosophilidae.